This is a messenger RNA of Brienomyrus brachyistius, 10753 nucleotides long. RefSeq names its product zinc finger protein 438-like. Gene Ontology annotation, molecular function: DNA-binding transcription factor activity, RNA polymerase II-specific; RNA polymerase II transcription regulatory region sequence-specific DNA binding. Gene Ontology annotation, biological process: regulation of transcription by RNA polymerase II. The transcript has 4 exons. NCBI's taxonomy places the organism in Eukaryota, Metazoa, Chordata, Actinopteri, Osteoglossiformes, Mormyridae. The record is from RefSeq and is a predicted model, not a curated record. The coding region runs from base 7503 to 9797 and encodes 764 amino acids. Gene Ontology annotation, cellular component: nucleus.
ACGCGUUUGGAACCCCGUAUUUAAGAGCUCUUAUGCUUCUUGGCCAUGGAAGUUCCAACUUCUUACAUUACAUUCUGUGGUUAUAGUUGUGCUUCUCUGUUUAUUAUGGCUAUAACUUCGAAUAUCCUUUUUCAGGGCUGCCUCAGACAUUAUCGUAAGUCCAUAUCCUCGCAAACGUGCAAACCUGAGCCAGGCUUCGCGACACAUCGCUGCCACUUGUCCUGAUACCUCCAAACGUGUCGUGGCUGCCGGUUUUUCCGUGCUCCCCGAGUAGCGGUAUUAGAGGUAUUAGUGCCCCAGAAGCUCACAGCCCCUUCCCCCAGCACUCUGCACUCAACGUCAACAUACUAUGCUAAUUGUACUUCAGCGCCAGAUAGAAGCUGGGGGUGUCAUUUUUGUUCUGUCUGAAAUACACCUCGUUUGAAGUUAAUUCUAGGCUCAGUUGCUGCCCUGAGAUGCACUCAGACAUUUCACCAAUCCUUACCCUGGUCAGACUGGGUCGUUAAGACCUUUCAUUAAACUCCUAAUUUUUUUGUUAUGGUGUAGUUAUUAUAAGACUGACUACAUUAAUUAAAAUCUUUUUAUUCUUUAUUCUUUGUGUAAAACUUUGAAGUCAGAGUUUUGAAAAUAUAAUUUUUGCUCAGCAUUGAAAUCCAAUGAUUCAUGGUGGGGUUUCUUAAACCAAGAUGUAGAAGAUCCAAAGUUUCAUGUUUGAUCUUUCGGGUAUGUGUACUCUGUAAGCCUGUGGUGUGAAGCUUCGUAUGCCUUGUGUACCACAAAACAGGAUUUGUUGUUAAUUACAUUUUUGACUUUGGAUCACCACAUACCUUGCUGGCUAGUAACAAAACUACCAGUACAUGCAAGAUGCUUAAAUGAUUUAAUUGGUUAAUUGUUUCACAUUUUGGUCUGGGCUGCUGUUAUUUAAGGAAGGGGAAGAGCAACAAAAGUAGCAAACGUACCUUUGCCCCUGUUUCCAGUUAUGUCAGGUGGUUGACUGUGAUUAGCUUGCAUGUCAUCUGCAUUUGGCCUGGGAUGCAACUGCUAAGCAGCUGAACACGUGGUCUGUGUGACGGGCUCCAUGUCAGGUUUUGGGCUGUCUUGACAAUCUGCCAGACUAAAAGCUGUGGGUUCAAGUCCCGUUGGGCACCCUGCUGCCAGGCCGGCUUGGAAGAUAUGCAGAUCUAUAAUUGGAUCAGAAACUUAAAUCACUUUAGGUAGGAGUGUCAAGCUAAGCAGUUAACAAUAAUAUUUACAUUUAUACAACAUCUUUGUUGUACUGCAGCUCAAGGACUAAGGCAGGAAAGAAAACUUUAGGAGUUCCUGUGCAAGCACCCUGCUCAUUUGACUUCAAUUUAAAAACUGGCACAGAUUAAUAAUUCAGAGCUGAUACAUGAUUCAACAGUACCUGUCAUUGCUUAUUACAAGUAGGGGAAAAACAUACUUCCUGUGUAGCUUUGUGUGGCGCUUCUUAAAUAAAUUUUGCUUAAUUAUUUAAUAGAGAGAACAGGGUCUUUGGCUGGACUGAGCUGUCUUUGAAUUGGGGUGGCUGGAUUGUGGUAUGUGAUUGUGUUCAGACUGCCUGGGGGGUUUAUUUUGAAGUACUUCGGAAGGUAGCAGAGAUGUGCGAGUGGAACGUUCAUUCCAUGCUACCUGCGACAAAAUGAACCUUUUUUUUUUCCCUCUUUAUGAACUGGCACAGACCGUUUAGCCUGGAGCAAAUGUUUUCAACGUCCUGUUCGUAGGAAAAUUAGAUGAAUGGCCUUUGGAGAACGAUAUUUGUUCUCAGCUACAGUAAAGGACAAAAAUGUAUAAAAACCAAGUGAGUGAGAUAACAUUUUAACGAUGCAGAAAAAUAUAUCCCCCCACCCACUGAAGGUCUACAUAUUGUAUUCAUUUUAUGAUGUUUUGUUUAAGCAUUGACUUCACAAGUAAUGCUUACCAUUUGGUGAUGCCAGUAAGGAAGCUGCCUACUACCUCACAUUGAUCGUGGUACAUCAGUGGAUACCAGAAGUGGAAUCAUGAUGUCAAAACCAAGACAAAGAGACAUUUUUAUAUUAAAAAUCUGAUUUGACAGUGAGCCUUUCUAAGCCUGCAAUAAUGGUAUAGUUCAGUAAACAUCACGCCCUUUAGUGAUUCACAUCGCUUGACUGAACUGUACCCUGAAGACAGCAGUUCUGCCCUAACCCAUGCCCUAAGAGGCAGGUUUCUUCGCAGAUUAAAAGAUGGGGCUUUAGUCAGUUUGGCCUUUUUACGCUUGACUCAGUCUCGGCUGACAGCAUCCAAGAAGCCAGUCUCCUGUGGUCACAAGGCUACAAAGAGCCCAACUUUAAUGUGCUUGGUGAAAUCAAAAAUAUCUCUGAUGGAUUUUUUUAUGACUCGAUCAUCUGCUUCCAUUAGACAGUGACUGAAAUCUCUCCACAAGUCUCGGGAUCUUUGUGAAGGUCGUUUUUCACAGAACCAGUUUCGUCCUCCUUCAGGAUGCUCCUGAGAGAGCAAAUCCCAUUUGGAGGUCUCGGCGAAGGUCUGUCAGAUCGAGGUCAUGCCUCGUUUGUUAGUAAUGAAGUUUUUCAGUCGGGUUACGGAAAGGAUUAAGCUGGUUGGAGCUCUACCGAGACCUUCUUUUUGAAGUGUGUUUUGAUACAAAGCCAAGGUGAAUCAGAGAGAAGCCAAAAGUUUGUGAUAAACGUGGUACAUCUUUCAUGAGUGUCGCCCUGGAUCCUGGGCUGCUGAGGGAGAGUCCUGGGAUGGUGCACCUCCAUGGUGGUGCAUGGUGUAGCGUACCGUCAAGAGCGCGAGCUCUCACGACGUGACAAGUUCCCCUCUCAAGAUAAUUCAAAAAGCGCCGGAUCCCAGCUGAUUGCUCCCCUUCCGUUUGAAAGCGCUGAGGGGGAACAGCGCUCCGAGUGAACCGGAGCAUGGCAGUACAUGAUUUCCCUGCCCGGCCUGCGAGUUCAAAGGAGCUGAAGAUGUAGCGAUAGCUCCAACUGAGUCGCUGAUGAAUAAUGACACAACUCGUCUUUUAACACAGGCUCCCUGUCUCUCGCUUUCAUGCAUCCUUCUCUAACUAGGCCUCCUUUAAGGAUAAAGAAUGUAAAAAUGAAUAAUUUACGACAGCCCCUCUUUAUUUAUUGAAUACAGUGCCAGCAGCUUAAGUGAGCCUUGUUGGCUUCGUUCUGCAACGUCUCGGGUUCACGACAAAUAGACGACGGUUGCGAUGAGACUGCUUCCCGCUACUCAUUAUGCUCAUCGCACGACACCCAUUUCAUGAUGCAACUUCGGAUCUAUGUGUGUCAAAUUCAGCAUUCACAUUAUAGCUCCCAAUUCCGGCCCGGUUGAGUUAUGGCGUGACCGUCACUGUGACCAUGACGGAUGUAAACCAGUGUCACCUGGGCGUUGGUGUGGAGAAAACCUCUGGCCCACAGAGCACACAGGAAAGCAUUAAAUUAGAGCAACAUGACAGCAAAGACUCCCCUGAACAAAGAGCUGUCCUGUCACCGUCUGGCCCAAUUUCAGAGCUCCUUCUUCCUCUUCUAGAAAUAAGCAUGUUUUGACGAACGUUCAGGAAGUUUUCUGAUGCAUUUGUGGGAACGUGUAAUGAUUUAAUAUAUAUGUAAUUCUGGAAGCUUUCAGAAUUAUUUAAAAAUUUUGUACAACUCCGAGUAGCAGCAUUCAGCGUUCUGACCUUGCUGCUUAACCCUGUGGAGAUCCUGCAAGCAACUUCACACCCGCCAACCCCCCAGGUGGUCCGCAUGUCACCUGAAUGCCACAGCGAACCACUUAGCCACUGUCACGUUAGCUAACGGUUUCUGACAUUUCGACCCACUUUUCGAUCUAAACUUGUGCUAAGUGCCUUCGGUCAAAGUUAGACUCUGAUAACCUCUCCACAGCUAACAAAAAAAAUGUCCACCAGUUAAAAGACAGAUGUGAAAAUAGGAACAGGGUUUUGAUUUAAGCAGCUCAUUAAGCAGGUGGUCUUCAUCUUUUCUCUCUGGGACGGGUGCUCAGUUGAUAUGCUGAAAUCCGAUUCCAUGUCCAGGUCCUGGAAAAUUUGCAUCCAGACAGCCAGCAAAGCUUCACACACCUGCUUCCGUUUGCCUCCAUCCAUCCACCAGUUGGAGGAGGGGUCUUGUUUAGUCCUGGGCUGGAUUUGAACGGCAGAACCCCAGAAGACUCCCUCCGAUCCCGUGAGAAGCCGAUUCCUGGCUUUUAGCCCCCAUUAAAUGCCAAACAGCCGGAGGUUGUUCAGCGCAGCGACUUUUCACUCUCCUGAUCUCCCGUUACCGAUGGGGGCCGUGUAGAAUCAUCAUCGUUCCCGCAGACCAGGUGGAUCCAAGUCGUACCACAUGGGUGUAUGUUAGCCAUCUGGUGUAUCUGAAAGUGCAUCCAAGGGUGGAUGAUGCUACACCCAUGUCCCACCCUGGUGUGACGGCGAAUACCAGGCUCAGGUGGAGUCAGGCUCAGAGUAUGCAUCUGCCAUCGCUGUUAUUUGCAGUGGACUUUACUGAGUCUGUAAUCCUGCCCUAUGUGAGUAAACUUUAUUUAUUUUAACAUGCUUUAAUCCAAAAGGACGCAGGGUCAUACAGUCCAUGGAGUGAUUGGGGCCUUGCUCAAGGGUUCAAUGAUGAAGUCACUCUGCCGAUCGUGGGAUUUGAACCAGCACCCUUCUGGUUACACGCCGCACCUGCCAUAAACCCAUACCGGUGUUUAGCAUGUCAUGGUCACAGGGUGAGAAGUGCAUUUAUCUGGCGCCCUCCAAACACCAUGUGCCACAUGACAUCUCUGCUGAAGUGAGCUGAGGUUAGAGAGGUUCUUCACUGGAAAAGCCAAUGGUUCAUCAGCUUGGAUGGUUAAUCAUGUGAGAUGAAAGUGAAAGGUGGUGCGGGGGUGGGUGGGGUUUUGGCCUCCCGAGUUUCCUGUAACCCUUCCUGGAAUCCAUCAUCUUCCCUCACGAGCGUGAUACAUGAUGAUGCAACACCCUGAAACUCUUGGCAGAACCCGCUUCCAGUCCUUGGUCUGUGGUCAGUGAUGAUGUGAUCAAUCAGACGAUUCAGGGAAUUUCUGUUUAAAAAGGUGUAUUUGUCGGUUACUAGGCAACGGGCAGAUGGCUAUCGGACUAGUUGUUACAAGAAAUCGGCGAACGAACAAGGGUGAGAGUCACAUAAUGAAACGUAGAUCCAUCUGCUUGUUAAUCACCUUGUUUAAGUAAUAAGGUUAUUAAACAAACAUUGAAAUACUUACAACACUAAUGAUGUAAAGGGGGAGAUACCACCUGUAAGGUGGGGUGCUGGUCAACUUUCUCAUGGAAUUGUACGACAAGCUGCGGGAAUCUGAGCUGUAAACACUGGGUGAUGGGGGUCAGAUUUUAGCAUUUACAGAUAUAACCAAUAUAUCCUGCUGGGUUUUCACUUAAGCAGUUUAUUACUUCCCUCAAACGUACCAUAGAAAGAUGUCAAAUGAUUCGAUACAGCAUCCUUAACACUAGAACUGCUUGGCGAUUAAAGGAGUUUGAAAUUCAUUGGUAUGGGAAACGGGCAGUUCUAGCAUUAAGCAGCAGCGGUACUUACCACACGGAAAGUGUGCAUAUGUGGUGGGGCCCUUCCAUGUGGCCACAAAUAGUCACUACACUAGUAGGGACCAGAGGCCCCAAAAUGACUUUUGAGUGGGCCCAUGAAAGAACAAACCCACCCCCGCCCUUAAGGUUACCAGUCCACAGCCGUAACCACUCUACCACCAUCCCUCCCGUGUUCUCACUCUUUCACUAUCCCUUGCUUUUCACAGCUUCUAAGAGCACCUUCUCUGUACAUUGGUUUAGGCCACAUCAUGCGUGGGGCAGAAGGGCUGGUCCUCAGCGUGGGGCCUGGAGGAAGGCCAGCUAUGUGCCACCGCUCUCGUUAGCGCUGCCGUGUGCAGAUAUUUCCUGUAUGUGGGCUGCAGCCCAUUACGAUAAUCCAGCCUCACUUUACGGGACGGUGUGCCGAACCCACACUCCGUGUCCUCAGAGCCCACGGUGAAGUCGAGAUACCCCAGAAGGCGUCUUCCCAGUGACCACAAACGGGACUCUUGAGUCAGUGUCAUCCAGGUCCACCCAUAUCCUCAUAAACAGAGCUCAAAUUCCACCUUCAUCACCAGACUUACUGGCAUCCUGCCUCCUGAGACAGAGGAAAUGUCCCGAUAAGCAGCAGACUCAUCAGCAGAUCACCUUUGUGGGGGGGUUGUAGGCACGGCGGGGGGGGCGGUUGUAGGCACGGCAGGAUGUUUCCUCAUGUCCAGCACCGUGAACGAGAGGUUAGCUUUGUCUGCUAUUGACCUGUAUGUCUUUGGCCUGAUAGGGUUCAUCCCCCUCCCCCCCAAUCUAUCACGGCUGAGGGAUGAGACUGCACCCCCCCCUCACAGUGACUCACCUCCCACAAAAUGCAUCAGCCCAUCCACGCACCACAUACCCUCCCAGGGGGUGGAGCUGGAUGGAUGGGAGCAGGUUGUCCGCAUACAGGAAAAGCAAUCAAAAGCAGAUAAAGUCUGAGCUCACUGAAAAACAUAACGUCCCACGGCAGAGGGAGAAGAUAAACCUUCUGUGUUUGACUGAAGCAAUAAAAAUGUAUGUCUGUGUUUGUAGGUGGGUGAUUAUUCUUGUUAAACCACAGGACUGAUAGAUUCAGUGUGCCUACAUAUGAAGGGUGGAGCAGAACCCAGGAGAGCUGUUCGUUGGCUGCAUGCGCUCACACUUACACAGGCUGGGGUGGGGCAGGACCCCAUCCUCCCAUGCUUGUCUCAGUGGAGAGGGGAUGGGGGUGGGGUGGCCUCUGACAGCUCAUCUGCAGGAUGAUUGGAACACCUGGAACACAUAACAACAACCAUGGAGGGCAAACAGCCAUGUUACUGUGGGGUAGGGGGUCUUUUCACACCCCAUCCCCACCCAUGAACCCAGACCAUCAUUAUCCCACUAAAAAUUACUGGCUGUCAUAGAAUCAGACGUGAAUCAGACAAAGGAAUUAUUGUGGUUUAUGGAGAAUGUGGAUUGUGUAUGUCUUCCCUUCCCGUUUUGGAAGACUUGUGGCACUUCUCUUGGUCCAGUACCACGUACACCUGGGCAUUGUUUUGAAGAACAGCCUGGUUACACUUAUGCACUCAACAGCACAUAUGUUGAUAUUGUGCUGUUUGCCUCACUUGUACGGCACAUGUUGCUAAAUAUAUGUAAAAGUAAAUGUCUACUGAUCAAGUCUUACAAUUGAUCCAGACAUCUGCACAGGACAUUACCUGGACAGGACAUCACCCGCAGGACACUACCUGGACAGCACAUUCCCUAUCCACCAGCAGGUGCUCCACAAGGCUGCCAUUAGUUCACUUAAACUGCAAGCAGUGUGAUCAGUUUUUUAACGGAGUUUUAAGUCAGUUUAUUUAAAGCAGAAAUAUGAGUGGCAUUUAAAGGUUCCUGCAUCCUGUUGUGUGCGUCCCUCUUUCUGCAGGAAGUCUGGCGUGACCGAACUGGAAAGGCCAAGCUGGAAAUGAAUCACACCGGGCCAAAGAUGCAAGCACAGAAAGAUCUGAGACCACUUCACCAGAUGAGGGCCCUGCAAUUCCGAAGCAUUGCCCCGAAAGUCCCAUCGGGGGUGUCUGCUCCUGCCAUCCUCUCCUGCCACACGCCCUCCACCCCAUCUGACGCCACACCCACUGUCGGCCCCAAGUCCAUCGUGAUGCCAGCCCAGAACUAUGCCCUGAUGCAAAUGGCUGGGCAGGGGGGUGCCUUCUCUCUGGUUGCCUUGCCCCCGUCGGUGUCACCUCCUGCACCACAGCAGCAGGCUCAGAAAUGUCCAUCCUUCACCAAAACUCCAAAACUGCCAAUUCCAAGGUACCAGCCCGCACAGAGCAGGAGCAUUCCUGAGAAAGUGGGUCAGGCCCCCGCGGUGCAGGUGCAGAGCCCGACUACAGGGGCGGCCACCUUGAACACAUGGCCCCCCGAAUCUCUGGAGAGUCCCUCCAAGGCAGAGUCAUCAGAUCAGGUCAUGCUAAUAGACUCUGGCUCCUCCGAAAUCUCUGUCACCGCCCUACUGUCCGACAGCAGAUUCCUGUGCUCUAGCUCCAGGGUGGAGAGUGUCGCCAAGGUGGAUGGGGACCUGUAUCAUACGACUGGGGAAACUCUCACCUCUGUGGAUAAAGUACAGGAAGAGUGUAACCAAGAUGCUCCCUGUAUCUCAAAGUCUGGUGCCAUCACUGUCCUCUCGCCAGCCGUCUUCAGCAAAGUGGUCCAGGUCAUUCCCUCACUGCCCAAGGGGAAGCUGCCCAUCCUGCCAUACUCCAAGAUGAAGAACUCCCUCUUACCUCCAGCCAAGACGAGUGCAAAGUCCGCUGAGAAGGGCUUUGCUGGACCUCACUGUGGCCUUGCAAAUUCCACCAGUCUGGCUCACCGGACUCCUGUGGACACUGAUGCAGUGUGCCAAAAGCAAGUGCCAAACAUAUCACAACAGAGCCAGCUACAGGCAAAAGGGACUUGCUUGCCAGGCGUAGGGCUCGGCACCUUACAGAAGUCGGCUGGCAAGAAGAGGGGCAGGAAAAAGAAAACCAUCGAGGACAUCUUGGCUUUUGAGGCUAGGAAAAAGAGGUCUCUGUCCUUUUUUCGGAGGAGAGUACCAGACAAGUUGCACCCAGUAGCGACUGGGCCCAAGGAGAAGACUCUGGACAUUUCCAAAAAGUACCGGAGUAUCAGGCCAAAGCCGGUGCUAGUUCUGGAUACCGUGCCACAGCUGCUGGGUCUACCACCCCACUCCAGCACGAAGCGGCUGGAACUAGACCUUCCCUUGGGCCGCCAGCUCCCCAGCAACACACUUGAUGUGGGGGAUUUAGAGCCUGUAGUUGAGCGGCCUGGCGCUGAGAGUGGGUACCUGUCUGCCAGGCAGCUUCACCGGUGCCCCACCUGCAGCCGCUGCUUCCAAUUCAAGCACCACCUGCAGAGUCACAUGAACAGCCACACCAACCGGCGGCCCCAUGCCUGCCCCGUGUGCCGCAAGGCCUACGCCCACUCAGGGAGCCUCAGCACCCACAUGAAGCUGCACCAUGCCGAGGGCCGACCCCGCAGGGGCCAGUCCUGCGAGCUGUGCAACAGGGUCUUCAGCUACACGGGGGUGUACCUCAGCCACCUGAGGGAGGCUCAUAAGGUCAUUCUCACCAUGCAGCCAUCUGCCAGCCAGCAGGAGGAAGACGUCCCUGUCGAAGGUGUGAUGCCCCCCCACUCGACGGACGAGCAGACUCAGGAGAAGGAGGAUCCCACAGAGCUGCAGAUAAAGUGUAGCCGCUGCCACACUGUCGAGCCCACCUUCGCUGACAUAAAGCUGCACCUGCUAUAUGUACACGGUGAGGAGGUUCAGGCAAACCUAAGGGAAGUUGGUACAAGAGGGUGCCAGCAGGCUGAGGACGAGCUGGUCAAACACGCCACUAACGAGCGCAGGAGUCGGGUCAAGUGUGGUAGCUGUGGGGAGGAAUUUUUCUCUUUCUCCAAGUUGAAGAGGCACAUCUACUCCCACCACCGGGGGGAGCCAGAGGUGACAGUGGAGUAUGAGGAACCUAUUGGGGAGCCUGCUGGUGACAUGUUGCCUCCUAAAAGUGUGACACUCCAGACUGGUGAUGCCUACCACUGUGUGCUAUGCUCAGCCUCCCUAGACAGCAAGGAGGAGCUCCUAGCACACUGGGGGGGACAGCACAAUUGCGAGGAUCCGCCCUCCCUAUGGACCAUGCUCAGCUUGCUGGUAAAACUUGAUGGUGCUAACCUUUCCACCGAGGGUCCCUCACAGCUGGGGCCUGUCUGAUCCCACAAUGCACCUGGCCAAAUGAACACGCCCACGUUCCUUUACUCAGAUACAUAACAGAAAUGUUAAUUUUUUUUUCUUUUAAAUGACUCAUGUUCAGGUUAUGAUUAUAUUGGCUGUAAGUACACAGGUUCACUCUUCUUUUAAUUUCAACCAAUUCACCAAAAUUCUAACUUUAUCACAGAAAAGAAUUUGUUUGAAUUCAUAGAAAAGGGCAUGAGAAAGUUUCAUAUUACUCUUAUUUUGACCAAGAGAGCAAAUGUGUAAUAAGUCCAGUGGUCACAUGACUUGUUGUAUUCUCAUGAAUUUUCAUUGUGUGGAAAUUUUCAUCUCUACAGCUGAAAGAACCUGGGGAUAAUGUUGAGUUGUUGCAGGGAAGCACUGAUAGUUUAAUAUUUUUCUUGCAAUCAACAGAGGCACGCCAAGCGUUCAACCCAGUGUAACCACUAGCAGAGAGUCAUUUUCCAGUUCGCAAGGAAUUUGCCACAUGGGUGCCCAAUCCUCUGCCAAAUUCACAGAACCUCAUGCACCUGCUUACUGUAGCUCCAGCCAAUCAGAUGUCAUUGUCCUUCACUAUUGGUUCCAACCAAUUAGAUCGCAUUGUGCCUCACCAGAUCUUCAAUGAAUAGAAGGUUGGAGCAUCCAGCAACUGUUGUGACUUGGAUGUUAAACUAGCAGAGGUUGUCGAUGAUUUCAGUACAUAGGAAAUGUGAGAAAAUUCCGUUUUAGUGGGUGAAAGAGCUUUAAUUAGUUGUAUGUUUGUUUAUGUAGCUAUAACUUAAAGCCUAUCUGAGAAAGACAGGGUAACUAAAUGGUAUAAUAUUUAAUUGAUGUAAUAUAGUUUUUAAUAGACUGACAAGCACAUGCAUAUAUAUUUAAAUAUAAAUAACGUGUAUUUUUAAAGACCUUCACCAUUCCCUGCUAUGUUUAACCAAUAAAACAUGAAUGUGGAAUUA